AUGUCCGCCCCAAAUUCUCCCAGGUUGGUCGACUCGUUUACUGUGCCCAAGGAUGUCCUCAAAGAGUUCGAAGAGCUCGCCGAAGAAGAGAACGUUGAUCCGUUCGCAGAAACUGCUUCCAAGCGCCAGAUUGCCUCUCGCCAGUCCGACUACCACAACCGUAGAUUUAGCCGCGUGGCCAACGAGAGCGCUGAUGCAUUCCAAGGUGCUGAAGAUGGGAAGGAAAUGGAGGGGGGAUACAAAGAGGCAAUGCGAUUGCAGAUGUUGGAAAAGGAAGAGGCGCGGGUGAGGCGGGCCAUUGAGGAAAAGGAGAAGAAGGAACGAGAGGAGGGUAAAGAGAAGAUGGACCUAGACAGGACGCCCCCCGCUGCAGAGAUUGAAGCGGCUGCUAAGGAGCUGGAGGAAGCGAGCGCAGGUUCGAAACGCAAGCGUCGUUGGGAUAUCCCCGACUCGUCAGACAGAGCAGAGGAGAAGGCAGAUACCGGAGAAUGGUCAAAGGAGGCUCUCGAAGCAUCUGCGCCCAAGAAACGACGCUCGCGAUGGGAUGCUACCCCUGUUGACGUCGGUGAGACUCCCAAGCGAUCACGUUGGGACCAGACGCCGGUCGCAGGUGUUGGAGGUGCAGAAGCUCCCAUGACACAGAUUAUAAUGAACGCGCCGGGAUUCAUGUCAGAAGACAAGCACAAUCGCUUUCUUACAGACGAGGAACUCGAUGCUGUUCUUCCUUCGCAAGGCUACGCGAUCGUCACUCCACCACCAGGAUAUGCUCCUCUGAUGACGCCACGGAAGCUCAUGGCAACGCCCAUAACGGAGGUGGGUGGUUUCCAAAUUCAGGACAGCUCUGAUGCUGCAGCUGCAGCCGCAGCCGCGGGUCUUGCUCCUGAACUGCCCACCGAAAUCCCUGGAGUUGGCAACCUUGCAUUUUUCAAAGCCGAAGAUGCACAAUACUUUGCGAAGAUUCUCAAGGAAGAGGAUGAGACGGAGCUGACAGUCGAGGAGAUGAAGGAGCGGAAGAUCAUGCGUCUUCUCCUCAAGAUCAAGAACGGCACCCCUCCAGUUCGUAAAACAGCGCUGCGCCAAAUCACAGACAAGGCGCGGGAUUUCGGUGCUGGACCCCUCUUUGAUAAGAUUCUUCCGCUUCUCAUGGAGCGGACGCUCGAAGAUCAAGAGCGGCAUCUACUCGUCAAGGUCAUUGACCGCGUUCUGUACAAACUGGACGAUCUUGUCCGACCCUAUGUGCACAAAAUCCUCGUUGUCAUUGAGCCUCUUUUGAUUGAUGAGGACUAUUAUGCUCGUGUCGAAGGUCGCGAGAUCAUCUCUAAUCUGUCCAAGGCAGCUGGUCUUGCCCACAUGAUCUCCACCAUGCGGCCGGAUAUCGACCAUGCCGACGAAUAUGUCCGCAAUACUACUGCUCGCGCGUUCUCGGUCGUCGCUUCCGCACUCGGCAUUCCUUCCCUUCUUCCAUUCCUGAAGGCCGUUUGUCGCAGCAAAAAGUCAUGGCAGGCCCGUCACACUGGUAUCCGUAUUGUGCAGCAGAUCGCUAUUAUGAUGGGAUGUGCCGUGCUCCCUCAUCUACGGAAUCUCGUCGAGUGUAUCGCACAUGGACUAUCAGACGAGCAGCAGAAGGUUCGCACGAUGACUGCCCUCGGAUUGGCCGCACUCGCAGAAGCUGCUGCACCCUACGGUAUCGAGUCUUUCGAUAACGUGCUUAAGCCUCUUUGGCUUGGUAUCCGCCAGCACCGUGGCAAGGGUCUCGCUGCCUUCCUCAAGGCUAUUGGGUUCAUUAUCCCGCUCAUGGACCCUGAGUACGCGUCCUACUAUACCAAAGAAGUCACCGUCAUCCUCAUCCGCGAGUUCCAGACUUCCGAUGAGGAAAUGAAAAAGAUCGUGUUAAAGGUCGUCAAACAGUGCGCCGCAACGGAGGGUGUCACACCCGCAUACAUUCGCCAGGACAUUCUCCCUGAUUUCUUCAAGUCGUUCUGGGUGCGUCGUAUGGCGCUUGACCGGAGAAACUAUAGGCAGGUUGUAGAGACGACGGUCGAACUAGCGCAGAAAGCAGGCGCAUCAGAGAUCAUCGGGAGGAUCGUCAAUGAGUUGAAGGAUGAGGCCGAGCCAUACAGAAAGAUGGUGAUGGAGACAAUCACAAAAGUUGUCGCUUCAUUAGGCGCUUCAGAUGUAGACGAACGGUUGGAGGUGCGCUUGGUCGACGGCAUCAUCUAUUCCUUCCAGGAACAGACCACAGAAGACCAAGUCAUGUUGGAUGGGUUUGGAACAGUAGUGAAUGCUCUAGGCAUUCGCGUCAAGCCAUACCUCACCCAGAUUGUGUCGACCAUACUUUGGCGCCUAAACAACAAGAGUGCCAAGGUCCGCCAGCAGGCUGCUGAUUUGACCAGUCGUUUGGCUGUUGUCAUCAAGCAGUGCGGUGAGGACCAGCUCUUGAGCAAACUUGGUCUGGUUCUUUUCGAACAGCUUGGUGAGGAAUACCCCGACACACUCGGUAGCAUCAUUGCAGCGGAAGGUGCAAUUGCCAACGUGGUGGGAAUGACCCAGAUGAACCCUCCGGUCAAGGAUCUCCUUCCCCGUAUGACGCCUAUUCUUCGCAAUCGACACGAGAAGGUACAGGAAGCUUCUAUCAACCUUAUCGGUCGCAUUGCUGAUCGCGGUGCUGAGUUUGUUCCCGCACGAGAGUGGAUGCGUAUUUGCUUCGAGUUAUUAGACCUUCUCAAGGCACACAAGAAGGGUAUUCGUCGUGCGGCUGUCAACUCCUUCGGUUACAUCGCCAAGAGCUUGGGUCCUCAAGACGUACUGUCUGUUCUCUUAACGAAUUUACGCGUGCAAGAGCGUCAGAGCCGUGUCUGCAGUACUGUUGCCAUCGCAAUUGUGGCAGAAACUUGCGGUCCAUUUACUUGCAUCCCCGCCAUCCUGAAUGAGUACCGCACGGCCGAACUCAAUGUCCGCACAGGGUGUCUCAAGGCCUUGUCCUUCGUGUUUGAAUACGUUGGGCCACAAUCUGCCUAUUACGUCGACUCAGUUGUUACCAUGCUCGAAGAUGCCCUCACAGAUCGUGACUUGGUUCACAGGCAGACCGCUAGCACCAUUGUGAAGCAUCUUGCCCUUGGCGUAGCUGGUCUGGGCUGUGAAGACUCCAUGAUGCAUCUCAUGAACUUGGUUUGGCCAAAUUGCUUCGAAACGUCACCACACGUCAUUGGCGCGGUCAUGGAUGCCAUCGAGGCUAUGCGAGUCACGCUGGGUCCCGGUGUCCUCCUGAACUAUGUGUUGCAGGGAUUAUUCCAUCCUGCAAGGAAGGUUCGCGAGGUCUAUUGGCGCACUUACAAUGCGCUUUAUCUUGGUGCAGAGGAUGCUCUUGUUCCUUUCUACCCCGACCUCUGCGAGUUGAGCGAAGGACAAAAUGUUUAUGACAGACAUCCCUUACAGAUGUUCAUUUAG
This is a messenger RNA of Heterobasidion irregulare TC 32-1, 3447 nucleotides long. RefSeq lists its product as uncharacterized. Bases 1 to 3447 code for a protein of 1148 amino acids. Gene Ontology annotation, biological process: spliceosomal complex assembly. Gene Ontology annotation, cellular component: U2 snRNP; U2-type prespliceosome; U12-type spliceosomal complex. Gene Ontology annotation, molecular function: mRNA binding. The record is from RefSeq and is a predicted model, not a curated record. NCBI's taxonomy places the organism in Eukaryota, Fungi, Basidiomycota, Agaricomycetes, Russulales, Bondarzewiaceae. The transcript has 6 exons.